Molecule: messenger RNA, 1150 nt
Organism: Erythranthe guttata (spotted monkey flower)
Lineage: Eukaryota; Viridiplantae; Streptophyta; Magnoliopsida; Lamiales; Phrymaceae
Product: nudix hydrolase 16, mitochondrial
Cellular component (GO): nucleus; cytoplasm
Molecular function (GO): pyrophosphatase activity
Source: RefSeq, a predicted model, not a curated record
UUUAAUUUUUUAAUUAUUUUUUUUUUGGGGAAAACAAGUGAAAUUAGAUUUUGUAGAACCCAGUUUCAGUAAUGAUUUCUUCUUACUUCGUCUACAUCAAUCAAAACGGCAGCUUGUGAUUCGUAUAUAUCUAUACAUAUAUAUUUAUAGAGAGAGAGAGAUACAGAUAUAUAGGGUAUUGAUUCAUAUAAUUUGGUUUUAAUAUUAUUCUGAAUAAAUGUCUGAAUUGGUGGCUCGGACUGGCCGGCAUCAGCAGCGUUACGAGGGUGGCUACCGCCUCAUUGCUGGGUGUAUUCCCUUCAAAUAUAGGAAUGUAACGGAAAAUGGUGAUGACACAUCUGAAAAGAUGGUUGAAGUGCUAAUGAUCAACUCUACCGGUGGGCCUGGUCUUCUAUUUCCGAAGGGUGGGUGGGAGAAUGAUGAAACAGCUGAGGAGGCAGCGGUAAGGGAAGCCAUGGAAGAGGCUGGAGUACGAGGCGAUUUAGUGCAUUUCCUUGGAAAUUAUUCAUUCAAGAGCAAAACCCUACAGGAUGAAUAUAGUCCAGAGGGUUUAUGUAGAGCUGCUAUGUAUGCUUUGAAUGUGGAGGAGGAGUUGGAGUGUUGGCCGGAGAAAAGCCACCGUCAAAGAAGUUGGCUUACAAUUCCAGAAGCAAUUGAAUGCUGCAGACAUGCUUGGAUGAGAGAAGCUCUCGAUCAAGGUUUCUCUAAAUGGUAUGCCGAUGGUAUGAACCGUACUUUGCCGAGACAAGGUUCUCCCGACUCAUCUUCCGAUCCGCAAUGAGAUAUAUUCAUAUAUUUUAUAUAUAUAUAUUUUCGUAAAAGAAUUCUCUAGUUAUGAUACCGUCCGAAGCUGAGUUUGUACGUACAUACGUACAUUCUUUGUUUUGGCUCUUUAAAUUUCGUUUGGAGAUUAGGGAUUGGGAGUAAGAUGCAAAUACUUUUUCGUUGGUUUUUUUUUUAGGUGUUUUAAAAUGUUCUGAUGAUCGAUGACGUUUUUUUCUUUUUAAUAUUUUUUUUGGGGGGGCUCUUUCGAGUUUUAAUGGAAAGAGGAACUAUUGCAUUGAAUUCUCUUGUCAUUCUUGAUCAUCUCUUCUUAAGUGUGUAUGAGAUGAAGUUUAUCAUUGGUAUCGAUAAUUUUCUUUUUCUUUUA